Molecule: messenger RNA, 446 nt
Organism: Callorhinchus milii (elephant shark)
Lineage: Eukaryota; Metazoa; Chordata; Chondrichthyes; Chimaeriformes; Callorhinchidae
Product: cytochrome c oxidase subunit 6C
Exons: 4
Coding region: 97-336 (79 amino acids)
Biological process (GO): mitochondrial electron transport, cytochrome c to oxygen
Source: RefSeq, a predicted model, not a curated record
GUCAGCCCCGGGUUUAUCGGCGCGCAGGCGCGGAGGCGGAGAGAGUGACCCAGAGGCCUUGAGGAGGAGGAGGAGGAGAUCGGGAAAGAUUUUAUCAUGUCUUCCUCCGUGAUUGUCAAGCCUGUGAUGAGAGGCCUGUUGGCCAAACGUUUGCGAUUGCAUUUAGUUGUGGCGUUUGCAGUGUCUUUUUCAGCAGCUGCUUUCAUCAAGUAUGCAGUAACUGAACCCAAGAAGCAGGCAUAUGCUGACUUCUACAAGAAGUAUGAUGCUAUGAAGGAGUUUGAAGCAAUGAGAGAAGCUGGUAUAUUUGAAAGUGUGAAACCAAAACAUAAAUAAUGGCCUAAAUAUGAAGAUAUUUUGACUGUCUCCCCAUCAUUCUUCGUUUGAACUGAAGACAAAGGCUUUCUGUGCUUGGACAUAAAUAAAAUAUUUCCUGUUGACCUUAA